GCUUGUUCGAUCGCGGCCUUUCCCUUCCCAAUCGCAACAUACGGACUCUUUCGUUUCGUUCUUACUUUCCCUCCAGAAAGCUGCUUUAUUGAUGAACCGUCCGCCAACAUCCGGGCCUCCCCCUGAAGCACCGCGUCUAAAGAGCACAGGCCUCCCUAAUGACGAGCCUCAAGCCCAACUACCAAGCCAGAAUCAUCCAGGUGUAUCCGGACCUCCGACUGAUUUCAUGGGUGGCCACCCGAUUUUGCCUGAAGACAUGGACAUUCGGGAUCUCCCCUCCAAUCAGCUCUACGAAAUGAACCAGAACCUAAUGGCGGAGAGCGUCUCCACUCGACCUCUGAUCGAUCAGCUCACUCCUAUGGAGGUCCUUCGCGCCGAAUACGAGAACGGAUCAAGAACGUUUGUUAGCCAAAUUGACUACCUCAUGAACAAAGGAUACAGGCAUAUUUGGCGUGCUCGAGGUGACGGCGAUUGCUUCUAUAGAUCUCUGGCCUACGCAUUCGUUCUUAAUAUGCUGGACGCUCCUCAGGCAGAGCGUGAGAUCGUCGUUGCAACCGCUCUGUCCCAGCUACAAUCAUGCAAACCUAUGCUGAGUCAGGCCGGGUUCGAGCCUAUCGCGUACGACAUGUUCUACGAAGCUUUUGAGGCCGUCAUUCAGAGUGUUGUAUCGGCCACCGAGGAAUACGGUCUCCUCACCUCCGACAGCCUUUUACGGAUCUUUCAAGAUGCAAAUAACUCGAAUGAGAUUGUGGCAUUCCUCCGUCUAUUGACAUCGGCGCAGAUUCGCUUGAACCCCGACGAAUAUGCUGCAUUCAUUAUUGAUAUGGAACCUACACAAUUUUGCAACAAUCAUGUAGAGCCUUUGGGCAAAGAGGCUGAUCAUAUCCAAGUCAGCGCCCUCGCCGAUGCUAUGCAGAUUCGCGUUCAGAUUGCUUAUCUGGAUGGUCACAAGGCAAACGAAGUUGACUUUAUCGACGUCGGCAACAAAAACAGCAAAGAACCGUUGCUUCUACUAUAUAGGCCUGGUCAUUAUGAUAUUCUGUCACGCAAGGUCAUGUAAAUGGCAGGACCCUCGAAGCUGGAAACACGACGCAAGUUGAGUGUGUAAGAUACCAAAACGACAUGUAUUAUAUGAGAUCAACGGCG
Molecule: messenger RNA, 1146 nt
Organism: Coniophora puteana RWD-64-598 SS2
Lineage: Eukaryota; Fungi; Basidiomycota; Agaricomycetes; Boletales; Coniophoraceae
Product: cysteine proteinase
Exons: 9
Coding region: 92-1060 (322 amino acids)
Biological process (GO): protein K48-linked deubiquitination
Cellular component (GO): nucleus
Molecular function (GO): ubiquitin binding; cysteine-type deubiquitinase activity
Source: RefSeq, a predicted model, not a curated record